Molecule: messenger RNA, 1248 nt
Organism: Drosophila ananassae
Lineage: Eukaryota; Metazoa; Arthropoda; Insecta; Diptera; Drosophilidae
Product: glycosyltransferase-like domain-containing protein 1-like
Exons: 1
Coding region: 90-1217 (375 amino acids)
Molecular function (GO): glycosyltransferase activity
Source: RefSeq, a predicted model, not a curated record
AACGGCUAUACUGCAUCCAACGGCUGAUCAACAUUUCUGAUAACUUAUCAUAAUCCAAAUCAAAAUCGGUUCAAGGCACCCCCCUGCCAAUGGAGCAGAUCAGGCCGCAUAUUCUAAUCAUUGAACCCUUCUAUGGAGGAAGUCACAAGCAGCUGAUUAGCACCUUAGUUGAUAGUUUACAUCCGGAGGAAUAUGAGAUAUAUACUCUGCCGGCUAAGAAGUGGCACUGGAGGGCACGAAGUUCAGCGCUUUAUUUCUCCCAGGUCAUUCCGCAGGAUCAUAGCUACCGGGUUCUGUUCACCAGUUCCGUGCUCAGUCUCGCGGAGCUGAUCGGCAUCCGGCCGGAUCUGGCCACGUGCCGGAAGGUCGUCUACUUCCAUGAAAACCAACUCAUCUAUCCUGUGCGGGAAGUCAAGGAGCGGGACUGUCAGUACGGGCUGAAUGAAAUCCUCACCUGCCUGGCAGCCGACUUGGUGCUUUUCAACUCCCACUUUAAUCGAAGCUCGUUUCUGGACAACGUGAAGCCCUUCCUCAACAUCCAGCCAGACUUCCGGGUGAAAAACAUCCGCGAGAAGAUUGAAAGUAAAUGCGAAGUUCUUUAUUUUCCCAUUAACUUUAAAGUCUUCCCUGAUCAGCGACCAGUUGAGGAUUCUACAGAUACAAAAGACGCCCUGCAUCUGGUCUGGCCCCAUCGCUGGGAGCACGAUAAGAAUCCGGAACUCCUGGUCGAAGUGCUGCUGGAGCUGGUCAACCGCAACGCUGACUUCCAGGUUACCAUCUGCGGUGAGAGCUACCAGGAAGUUCCGGAGGCUUUCGACAGCUUAAAAGAAAAGCUGGGCGAAAAGCUUAUUAACUUUGGCCACCUAACUCGGGAUGAAUAUGUGAGGACUCUGCUCUCCGGCGACAUUGUUAUCUCCACAGCCAUACACGAAUUUUACGGCGUAGCCAUGCUGGAGGCGGCUUACUGCGGUUGCUAUCCACUAGCCCCCAAUAAACUGGUGUAUCCGGAAAUCUAUCCCAAGGAGAAUCUUUACAACACAACGAAUGCCUUGGUGAAGAUGCUUUCCAACUGGUGCAGAAAUCCAACCGCUUUUCGGAGGAUUCGUGAUAAAUUUCGGAUGAAGUUCUCUUUUGAAAAGUAUUCGGCGCAAUUUCUGGUUUCCAGAUAUUUUGAGAAAAUGAAUAUUAAAGAAUUACGACCAGAAAAAAUAAGUUAAAAUUGUUAAAAUAAAUUUUUAGUUCUCGUAA